Molecule: messenger RNA, 1695 nt
Organism: Umbelopsis ramanniana AG
Lineage: Eukaryota; Fungi; Mucoromycota; Umbelopsidomycetes; Umbelopsidales; Umbelopsidaceae
Exons: 1
Coding region: 22-1593 (523 amino acids)
Biological process (GO): rRNA processing
Cellular component (GO): nucleolus
Molecular function (GO): RNA helicase activity; RNA binding; ATP binding
Source: RefSeq, a predicted model, not a curated record
GUUUAAGCUUUGUUUCCAACCAUGCCAGCUGCAGAGAUCAUUCACAAGAAGGAGAAGAAGCAGAAGAAGGACAAGAAGGAUAAGUCCGAAUCUAAGCACAGCGAGAAGAAGGAGAAGAAGGAAAAGAAGGAGAAAAAGCGUAAGCACCAAGAUACAGCUGACAAUACCACCACCGACGACAAGGAACCAAAGAAAGCCAAAAGUACCGCCGACGAUUCCGCUGACAUCGUUAGCAAUGGAUACUCAGUUCACCCAUCGUUGGCUGAAUUGCCUCAAUCUGAUAUCGAUGCUUUUUACAAGAAGCAUGUUAUUGAAGUCAAUGGUGAUAAAUCCUAUCGACCUAUCAUGGAGUUCAGCCAGUCCGGUCUUCCCGCCCAGAUGCUGAAGGCUGUCAAGAGCUUCAAGGCACCCACUCCCAUUCAAGCCAGUACCUGGCCCAUUUCUUUGUCUGGCCGUGAUUUGAUCGGUAUUGCUGAAACUGGAUCCGGUAAGACCCUCGCCUUCACCAUGCCAGCACUUGUUCAUAUUCAAGCCAAGCGUCAAGCUGAAGGCUCCAAGAAAGGACCAACUGUUCUUGUUGUCGCCCCUACUCGUGAACUUGCCAUGCAAUCUCAAGAGCAAGCCGAAGCUGCCGGUAAGGAGUGUGGAGUCACAACGGUCUGUAUUUAUGGUGGCGUUCCCAAGGAUGCUCAAAAGAGGGCCAUUCGAUCUGGUGUUGAUAUCAUUGUUGCCACACCCGGUCGUUUGAUCGAUCUUAUCGAAGAAGGCGCAUGCGAUAUCAGCAGUGUCUCCUACCUCGUUCUUGAUGAGGCCGAUCGUAUGUUGGAUAUUGGAUUCGAAGAUGCCAUCCGCAACAUCAUCUCCAAGACCCGUAAGGAUCGCCAAACUCUCAUGUUUUCCGCCACUUGGCCAGAAAGUGUUCGCAAAUUGGCAAACGACUUUUUGAGAAACCCCAUGCGCGUUACUAUCGGCUCUCCUGAUCUUUCAGCCUCGCAAAAUAUCACACAAAUCGUUGAGGUUUUGGAUGAUCCUAGACAAAAGGAGCGCAAGCUCACUGAACUUUUGGCCAAAUAUCACAAGAGCCGCAAGAACCGUGUUUUAGUGUUUGUUCUCUACAAGAAAGAGGCUACUCGCAUUGAAAGCUAUUUGCAACGACAAGGUUUCAGAGUGGUUGCCAUCCAUGGUGAUAAAAACCAACAACAACGUACACAGGCACUUAGUCAAUUCAAGGAUGGUAGCUUCCCGCUCAUGAUCGCUACUGAUGUUGCCGCCCGUGGUCUCGAUAUUCCUGAUGUAGAAUAUGUCUUGAAUGUCACCUUCCCCCUUACCAUCGAAGAUUACGUUCAUCGUAUCGGUCGUACUGGUCGUGGUGGAAAGAAGGGAAUUGCCCAUACUAUUUUCACGGCCCAUGACAAGUCCCACUCUGGAGAACUGAUCAAUGUCCUCAAACAAGCCAAUAUGCCCGUCCCAGACGAGUUACUGAAGUUUGGAGGUACCGUCAAGAAGAAGGAACAUUCCGCUUACGGAGCUUUCUACAAAGAUCUCGGCGACGCUCCCAAGGCCACCAAGAUUGUUUUCGACAACGAUGACUAGAUAGAUGCAACUUGGAUUUUCAAAUUGUAACAUAGUUGUCUUUUUCUUUUUACAAGUUUCUUUUUUACUCAUCUUUCAUCAUAUACAUCCAUUUGCAAACUU